AAAUCUACUCUGCGCAUACUAGAAGGAGCAACUCAAAAGGUUGUGGGGUUUGACUCUGCUCGGAACAAACCUAGGAAAAAUUGGUUGCGAUUGCGUCAGAUAUACGAAGUAUAGGAGAACAAUUGUCACUUUACACCUUACACCUUACACCUUACACUUACGAACGAACGAACAGCGAAUAGGGCGUAGCGAAACAGAAACGUGGGCUAAGAAUUUCUUUGCGACAACGAAUUUGGACCUAGUUAAGAAUUUGUGGAAAGGUGCGAUUGCGAACGAUUCGAAAGGAAGACAACAGAAGGAAGCCUUGAUUAAAACAAGAAAUAGAAAAGGGGAAGAAAAAAUGGCGACGAAUUCCAUUAAGUUGCUUACGGGCAAUAGCCACCCGCAAUUGGCAAAGUUGGUUGCUGAUAGGUGGGUUAUUUUCUCUUUCUUGAAGUUGGGUUACUAGGAUGGGAUAGAUAUGGUUACUAUGGCAGAGGGAUAGGCUGGGUAGGGAUGAGAACGCUUGGAUUUAUAUUUAGGGCUUUGGUGCUUUGCUUGGAGACGUUGUUAGAGAGUACCGAUGCGAAUGGAGAUGGAGGAAUUAUGCUGAUGAGAUUCGUGCCGCAGAUUGGGUAUUGAACUUGCAAAGACUAUGAGUUUGAACUAUUCGAAUCAAGAAACCAGCGUCACAGUAGGAGAGAGUGUCAGAGAUGAAGAUGGUUAGUUCUUCUUGUACCUCAUCCUAUCCCACACUACAAAAGAUUCUCAAUAUCCCUCACUAGUUUUCAUUCUCCAAUCCACCGCACCUGGUGAUAUUAACGAUGGACUCAUGGAACUGCUCAUCAUGAUCAAUGCCUGCAAAACCGCAUCGGCACGCCGCAUUACAGCUGUCAUCCCCAACUUCCCAUACGCACGUCAAGACAAGAAAGAUAAAUCCCGCGCUCCUAUCUCAGCGAAACUUAUCGCGAACAUGUUGCAAACUGCCGGUUGUAAUCACGUUAUUACUAUGGAUUUACAUGCAAGUCAGAUUCAAGGGUUCUUCAAUGUUCCAGUCGAUAACUUGUAUGCGGAGCCAAGUACUUUGAGGUGGAUUAGAGAAAACUUAGAGGUUAGCAAGUGUGUGGUUGUUAGUCCGGAUGCCGGUGGUGCUAAGAGGUGAGCCAAUUCUGCUUUCCUUUUGAUUUUAUCCGACGAAUGUCCGGUAGAUUAGUGAGAUGCAGGUUGUGGGAUGAAGAGAAUUGAUAUGGAGUGGCAUUUCCAUAGGGAAUCGCAGAAACUAACACUAUUUCCAGAGCAACCUCCAUAGCCGACCGUCUCGAUCUCGGUUUUGCCCUCAUCCACAAAGAGCGCGCCCGCCCUAACGAAGUAUCUCGUAUGGUCCUCGUCGGUGACGUCGUCGAUAAAAUCGCCAUCCUCGUAGACGACAUGGCCGAUACCUGCGGGACCCUCGUCAAAGCCGCUGAAACAGUCAUGGAACACGGUGCCAAAGAAGUCGUCGCCAUCGUCACCCACGGUAUCCUAAGUGGAGCUGCAAUCGAAACCCUAAACAAGAGUAAAUUGAGCAGAGUAGUUGUUACAAACACAGUACCACUCAGAGGAAAGGAGGAACAAUGUGGGAGAUUGAGGGUUAUGGAUAUUAGUGCUACGUUAGCUGAAGCAAUUAGGAGGACGCAUAAUGGUGAGAGUGUGAGCUUUUUGUUCACGCAUGCACCUAUGGACUAAGAGGGUCUCGAGUUAUCGGGGAGGAGUGACGUGGGUAAAAAGUUUCAGGGUUACGUUCAGGGUUUGAUGGGUAGGUAGAUCUGGGAUGGGAAUUGCAGCAGCGAUGGAUUUUGUGCUUAAACACCCGUCUGAACGGGGAACUGGAAACCUGAAAUCAGGAAAGCCCUUCCAUAUAUAAAUAGGCACGAAGCAGCUAAGAA
Messenger RNA from Sclerotinia trifoliorum, 1904 nucleotides. The record is from the annotation of a GenBank genome assembly. NCBI's taxonomy places the organism in Eukaryota, Fungi, Ascomycota, Leotiomycetes, Helotiales, Sclerotiniaceae.